UGGAUCCCCUCUCUCGGUAUUGUUCGCCGCACGGUGCACCAAUCCGUAACGAAAACGCUUCUCCCCUCCACUCACGCAUCGAACCAAUCCCGCGUUUGUAGCUGCCGCGUUGGAUAGCAUAUAAGCGCAACACGCUGCCUCGAAACUUACAUUGCUGAACUUUCGGUCUAACUGAACAUUUGGCUGUUCCGAUAAACUCGAAAAGAAAUGGCUCGUACGAAGCAAACUGCCCGCAAGUCCACUGGCGGUAAAGCUCCGCGAAAACAACUGGCGACAAAAGCUGCACGUAAAAGUGCGCCUGCUACUGGAGGAGUGAAGAAGCCGCAUCGUUACCGACCUGGAACCGUUGCUCUUCGUGAAAUCCGAAGAUACCAAAAGAGCACUGAGCUUUUGAUCCGUAAACUACCUUUCCAACGACUCGUUCGUGAAAUCGCACAAGAUUUCAAGACCGAUUUGCGUUUCCAAAGUUCAGCAGUUAUGGCACUUCAGGAAGCUAGCGAAGCGUAUCUCGUUGGGUUAUUCGAAGACACGAAUCUUUGUGCUAUUCAUGCUAAGAGAGUCACUAUUAUGCCAAAAGAUAUUCAAUUGGCACGUAGGAUCAGAGGAGAAAGGGCUUAAAUUCAAGCUCUAGUUUUUUUUUUUACAAACAUCGGCCCUUUUCAGGGCCAACAAAUAUUUGUCUCGAAGAAACAACCUUGUUCUUUACAAAAUACUUUACAUGCAAUAAAAUGAUUUCUC
Molecule: messenger RNA, 738 nt
Organism: Megachile rotundata (alfalfa leafcutting bee)
Lineage: Eukaryota; Metazoa; Arthropoda; Insecta; Hymenoptera; Megachilidae
Product: histone H3
Cellular component (GO): nucleosome
Molecular function (GO): protein heterodimerization activity; structural constituent of chromatin; DNA binding
Source: RefSeq, a predicted model, not a curated record